GGGGACCCGGGAGAGGGACCGCGCGCGUUCACGAGCGCAGCUCUGCAGCGCUGUUUCUAAAUAUACGUUAAUCACACUCGCAAGUGCAGUUUUUUUUUCCCCCCAGCGUUUACUGUAAAAAUAACAUAAAAUAAAAUAUAAUAAAAUAAUCGGGAAGUUGCGUCAAUCGAGCGCGUAUUUAAGAUGCAGCUGCGCUGUAUUUUGUUUACUUUUUUUUUUUUUUCCAAAAUGCUGCACUACAUUAGAUCAUCUAGAUGGUACCUAGAAAAAAAAAAAUGUUGGCUCGUGCCAGCUACAUUUUUACAAACGUGCUGCAAUUAAUUUGAUAGACCCAAUUUCCUGAAGGAGCCCUGUUGUAAUAAUGAAACAUCCCACGGUGUGCAGUGAAUAACGAACGGAUGACAGUGUGUGUUAUACACACACCUUGGAAUAAAUUCUCACACCGAACGAAAGGCAGUUCCGGCCGUCUUAAGGUGAGCUAUUUUUGGACCUUUCCUGCGCGAGCGUCCAAAGGAGGAUUCGAGCUGUUUUUGGGACAUUCUUCCUGUUGUUUCAUUGGACGGAGCUGUGGCGGUACUUAAGGAAAUCAGCAUGACAUCACAGUCCGCUGGUCCACAUCCUUGGAGAAGCUGGGGGAAAAAAAAAAAAAAAAAAAGUGACGCUGGAGAGGAUGUUGGAGACUUUGAAGGACUUGCCAUUGUAUUUCACUUCGUCUCCACCUUCUCGAGUUAAAAAUGACAUUUUCUGUCAAGCGUUGUAACGGUAAACUUUUGUUUGCCUGAGUGGGUUUUCGAAGAAGCGCCUUGAUUUCAUUCUUGAUGGUUUUCCUGCUGGGGUGGAGACAGCGCGCACCGCGAGCGGCUCUCCAUGUGCGCGUGUGCGUGUGCGUGUGCGCUACCAAGACCGGGGUCCUUCUGACAAUGGAGAUCUAGAUUCUAGGUGGCAUCGCCUCUUUCGUUGGAUUAUGACUUUAGACACAGGAUCCAUGGAGGAGCCCGACAUCGACGUGGUGGGCGAAGGCAGCAAGGACUUCAGAAAGCAGCCUGGUGCUGGGACUGGACCCGUGGGCAAAUCGGAGGCUGAAGUGGACGGCGAAGCUCUGUCCUCCGCGGACCUUCUAGUACCGGGGCAGCGGGGCAAGUGCGACUCCCCCGCAAAAAGCGCUUCCAGCGCGAGCAAAAGCGCGUCCUCCGUGAAGCCCCCGUACUCGUACAUCGCGCUCAUCACCAUGGCCAUCCUGCAGAGCCCCAAGAAGCGGCUCACCCUCAGCGAGAUCUGCGACUUCAUCAGCCACCGCUUCGCCUACUACCGCGAGAAGUUCCCCGCGUGGCAGAACUCCAUCAGACACAACCUGUCCCUCAACGACUGCUUCGUCAAAAUGCCCCGAGAGCCGGGCAACCCGGGCAAGGGCAACUACUGGACCCUGGACCCCAUGUCCUCGGACAUGUUCGAGAACGGCAGCUUCCUGCGCCGGAGGAAGCGCUUCAAGAGGCAGCACUUCAGGUUCGGCGUGCUCAAGGAGCCUCACGUGGACUCGGGGGGGCUUCCCAGCUUCACGUACGGCGCGUACGGGAUAGGGGCUGCGUGCCUGCAGAUGCCCCCUCUGGAGCUGCAGCACCUGGGUGUGGAGUCCCCGUGCGCGGGCCCUCCUCCUCCUGUCAGCAGCAUCCUGCCGGCGCUGUCCACGCUCUUCUGCCGGACGUCCCACGCGGGCGCCAGGACUUUUUUCCCGUCCGCGUCGCUCACCUACGAAUCCCUCGGCGCGUCCGUGUCCUCGUCAUUACUGCACGAGCACGCGCACCUGCCCGCGGGACUCUUCACGCCCGUGGGCUCGCCGCACCUCGUGAGCCUGCAGCAGGAGUACCAGAAGAUGCAGUGUGUGCCGGGCGGCGCUGCGCUCUGCGGCAAGGCGCUCCAGCGGCUCGGCGAAGGCGGCCACUAACUGCGGCGCCGGCUGCGGGGCCACGAGCCCGUCCCGUGGCGGGCACGCGCGCGGUCCGCACUGCGACUCCUCCGGGAGCAGAGCUUGAACCUCAGCUUAUCCUUUUCAGGGGCCUUUUUAUUAUUGCACCGAUCGCUUUCAUCUUUUUAUUGUCCUUUCAAUUGUUGGCAAGGAAGGGCUUCACUUUCGCUUCUUUAAUUACUUUGUAAUUCAACGUAGAUCAUAACUAUUCUAAUAAUAAAUUAG
Messenger RNA from Scleropages formosus (Asian bonytongue), 2188 nucleotides. Its product is annotated as forkhead box protein D1-like. NCBI's taxonomy places the organism in Eukaryota, Metazoa, Chordata, Actinopteri, Osteoglossiformes, Osteoglossidae. Gene Ontology annotation, biological process: regulation of transcription by RNA polymerase II; anatomical structure morphogenesis; cell differentiation. The record is from RefSeq and is a predicted model, not a curated record. The transcript has a single exon. The coding region runs from base 965 to 1942 and encodes 325 amino acids. Gene Ontology annotation, molecular function: DNA-binding transcription factor activity, RNA polymerase II-specific; RNA polymerase II cis-regulatory region sequence-specific DNA binding.